This is a messenger RNA of Closterium sp. Naga37s-1, 1032 nucleotides long. The record is from the annotation of a GenBank genome assembly. NCBI's taxonomy places the organism in Eukaryota, Viridiplantae, Streptophyta, Zygnematophyceae, Desmidiales, Closteriaceae.
AUGAUACCCACCUCUCCUUCUCCUCCCCUCCCCAUCCACUCCCCCACGUCUCCUUCUCCUCCCCUCCCCAUACACUCCCCCACCUCUCCUUCUCCUCCCCUCCCCAUCCACUCCCCCACCUCUCCUUCUCCUCCCUCCCCAUCCACUCCCCCACUACCCCUUCUCGUCCCCUCCCCAUCCACUCCCCCACCUCUCCUUCUCCUCCCCUCCCCAUCCUUUCCCCCACCUCUCCUUCUCCUCCCCUCCCCAUCCACUCCCCCACCUCUCCUUCUCCUCCCCUCCCCAUCCACUCCCCCACCUCCCCUUCUCCUCUCCUUCCCAUCCACUCCCCCACCUAUCCUUCUCCUCCCUCCCCACCCAUCCACUCCCCCACCUCCCCUUCUCCUUCCCUCCCCGUCCACUCCCCCACCUCCCCUUCUCCUCUCCUCCCCAUAUCCACUUUCCCACCUCCCCUUCUCUCCUCCCCAUCCACUCCCCACCUAUCCUUCUCCUCCCCUCCCAUCCACUCCCCCACCUCUCCUCCUUCCCUCCCUAUCCACUCACUCCCCCACCUCUCCUUCUCCUCCCCUCCCCAUCCACUCCCACACCUCUCCUCCUCCCCUCCCCAUCCACUCCCCCACCUCUCCUUCUCCUCCCUUCCCCAUCCACUCCCCCACCUCCACUCCACCAACCGCAGUGCAAUUCCUGCGGGACUGCCAGACGGCAUGGGAUGAGGCGUUGCCUGGUUGGGGGGCCGCCCAUCCGGACUGCAGCAGAGCAAAGGGUAUCACAUGCGACAGCAACGGAAUGAUCUUGGAGAUGAAUCUACCUGAGCUCAGUCUAAGCGGGUCCAUUCCGGAUUCCAUCAGCAGCCUCCGCGAGCUCUCUCUCCUGUACGUUCUCAUUGAGGUGUAUUUUGAUUUGAGGCGCCUCAAUAUACUAUGCGAGCUCUCUAUUCUGUACGUUCUCAACGGCCCAAACGCAUUGGCAACCAGAAAUCGGCUGCAGCAGAUGCGGGAAAAGAGGGAGGAGGAGGGGAAGGGCGUUGGGUAG